This is a messenger RNA of Calidris pugnax (ruff), 684 nucleotides long. It is a transcript of the gene KCNMB4, whose product is annotated as potassium channel subfamily M regulatory beta subunit 4. Gene Ontology annotation, biological process: potassium ion transport; detection of calcium ion. The record is from RefSeq and is a predicted model, not a curated record. Gene Ontology annotation, cellular component: membrane; voltage-gated potassium channel complex. The transcript has 3 exons. Gene Ontology annotation, molecular function: potassium channel regulator activity; calcium-activated potassium channel activity. The coding region runs from base 41 to 676 and encodes 211 amino acids. Lineage: Eukaryota; Metazoa; Chordata; Aves; Charadriiformes; Scolopacidae.
CAGCGGCUGCCCGGCGGCGGGUGCCAGCGGCGGCCGGGCCAUGGCGAGGAGCCGGGCGGUUUACGAGUACACGGAGGCGGAGGACAAAAGCAUGCGGCUGGGCUUCCUCCUCAUCGCCGCCGGUCUGCUCUCCCUGCUGGGCUUGGGGUGCUGCUGGCUCCGGCCGGCGCUGCAGGAGCGGGGCGGCGGCGGCUCCGCCAACUGCACGGUGCUGGCGGUGCGGCAGCUGGGGGAGCGCUUCGCCUGCACCUUCUCCUGCGGGGCCGCCUGCCGCGGCACGGCCCGCUACCCCUGCCUCCAGGUCCUGGUCCGCACCUCCCGCUCCUCCGCCCCCGCGCUGCUCCAUGAGGACGAGCGGCAGCUCCGCACCAACCCCAAGUGCUCGUACAUCCCUCCCUGCGCAAGAGACGACCAGGAGAACUCUGAGAAUGUCACGUACAAGCAGAAAUACUGGAAAGAGAAAGUGGGUUCAGAACCAUUCACAUGCUAUUUUAACCAGCACUUGAGGCCAGAUGAUGUGAUGCUGAAGCGCACCCAUGAUGAGACUGUCCUCUUGCACUGCUUCCUCUGGCCUCUGGUUACGUUCCUGGUUGGAGUCCUCAUCGUGGUCCUGACCAUCUGUGCCAAGAGCUUGGCUGUCAGGGCAGAGGCAAUAAAAAAGAAGAAGCAUUUGUAAACGGCAAG